GAGUCAGAGCGCGUCCCUCAGACUGCGUGCAGUCGCGGCUGGAGCGGUACGGCUAGCGGUUGGAUGGCGCGGGGCGGAGCAGAACGGGCAGCGGCCCUGGGCCUGGCGCUGCGACUGUUGUUUGGUCUUGGACUAGGUCUAGAGGCUGUCCCGACUCCGACCCCGACCCGGGCACCAGCCCUUGCCCUGACCCAGGUCCAGGUCUCGGGAUGGGGACCCAGACUGCUCUGAUGGCAGUGAUGAGGAGGAGUGCAGGAUUGAGCGGUGUGCUCAGAAAGGGCAGUGCCAACCACUGGCCACCCUUCCUUGCUCCUGUGACAACAUCAGUGGUUGUCCUGAUGACGCUGACAACCUUCGCAACUGCAGUCGCCAGCCCUGUCAGGAGGGUGAGCUGCGUUGCAUGGUGGGUGAUAUGUGUAUCCCACACACAUGGCGCUGUGACGGCCACUCAGACUGUCCUGACUCCAGUGAUGAGCUCAGCUGUGACACCAACACAGAAACUGACAAGAUCUCCCAGGAGGAGAAUGCCACAACUACAAAGACUGUGACCCUGGAGAAUGAGACCUUUCUCAGGAAUGCAACAGUUGCUUCUGCUGGGGACUCUUCCCGAAACCCAAAUGCCUAUGGGGUUAUUGCAGCUGCUGGGGUGUUGAGUGCUAUCCUGGUUUCUGCCACCCUCCUCAUAUUGUUACGACUCCGAAGUCAGGGUUACCUGCCCCCAUCAGGGCUGUUGGUGGCUGUGAAGGAGUCUCUGCUGCUGUCAGAAAGGAAAACCUCACUGAUCUGAGGACACGUGGUCACCACCUGGCCCCAAGUGCAGUCAGAUCGGGGCAAAGCCACAGUGGGACAUGUAGGCAGCUGCUGGCUUCUCGAGACCUGGGCUCUUUUUGCCACAGAGAACUUUGAUUUUAAGCUCCUCCAGAUGUGGUCCUAGAGACUGGGGGUCCUCAGAUAUUCCCCUUGUCUGUGGGGAGCUUGGAUGGAGAACUGCUAUAGCCAGGACUGAGGGGCCGGCCCCAGGAUGGUUCCAAGAAAUGGGGCCACUCUGGCUUAGACACUCCUGCUGCUCACACUGAUGGGUGGUGAUUAAAGUUUCUUUACCUCCUC
Molecule: messenger RNA, 1107 nt
Organism: Cricetulus griseus (Chinese hamster)
Lineage: Eukaryota; Metazoa; Chordata; Mammalia; Rodentia; Cricetidae
Source: RefSeq, a predicted model, not a curated record